AUGGAACAAACAAAAACAAUUAUUCUCAACCGCAGCAUCAUUUUGCUUUCAAAGCAAUAAUCUCAGAAAACCCACCAAUUUUAAUACUUAAAAAAACACCAAAACAAAAACGUUUUCAUUUUUAUUUCAAAAAACCAAAACUUUCCCAUAAAAGCUAUACACUUGUUUGGGAUCCUAGAAAAACCAAAAUGGAGAAAAUGGCGCAAGGAUGGUUCUCUGGGAUCAGCAGCAGCAGUAACAGUGAAGAGCAGCAGCAAAAGCCUUCGUCGUCUCUGUUAGCAGAUUGGAAUUCUUACGCGGCUGCUCAAUCUCCCGAGGAGAGCUCUAAUUUGGGUUUGGGUUUCGAUCUCGAAUCUGCCGUCAGGUCCGCAAACGACACCGUUUCCGGAACUUUCAGUGUGGUUUCUAAAGGAGUGAGAGAACUACCUGGGAACCUACAGUCUGCCACUAGUGCCGUCCCUUCUGGAAAAGCACUUAUGUAUUUUGGUUUGCUUCUGGCAACUGGGGUGUUCUUUGUUUUCAUUUCAUUUACCAUGUUCCUUCCUGUCAUGGUGCUAAUGCCCCAGAAAUUUGCCAUAUGCUUUACCCUUGGGUGUGGCUUUAUUAUUGGGUCAUUCUUUGCAUUAAGAGGCCCAUCGAAUCAGCUUGCACACAUGUCAUCAAAGGAGAGACUUCCUUUGACAUUGGGAUUUAUAGGCAGUAUGGUGGCUACCAUAUAUGUUUCCAUGGUGCUUCACAGCUACAUACUCUCUGUGCUCUUCUCUGUGAUUCAGGUUCUCGCACUCAUGUACUAUGCUAUUUCAUACUUCCCUGGUGGAUCUGCAGGGAUGAAAUUCCUCUCAUCUGCUCUUACCUCUUCAGUAAUGAGAUGUUUUGGAAGGUGACCUUGACCUUGCUCUGUUUAUGGUUGCUGACUUGUAUAUCUCUUACUUUAAUUUAGAUCACUGUCAGUGUUAGUAGAAACUUUGGAAUGGCAUGAGAACUCAGCUGAUUGAUUGAUGUACUUUGCCUGCAAUGCAUUUAAUACGAAAAUUUCAAAAUUCCUGAUAAAAGCAAAAGAACAUGAUCAAAUUUUAUUC
Molecule: messenger RNA, 1079 nt
Organism: Quercus robur (English oak)
Lineage: Eukaryota; Viridiplantae; Streptophyta; Magnoliopsida; Fagales; Fagaceae
Product: protein transport protein SFT2
Exons: 4
Coding region: 189-884 (231 amino acids)
Biological process (GO): vesicle-mediated transport
Cellular component (GO): membrane
Source: RefSeq, a predicted model, not a curated record